Arthroderma uncinatum is the source of this 1035-nucleotide messenger RNA. RefSeq names its product arsenical pump-driving ATPase. Gene Ontology annotation, molecular function: ATP hydrolysis activity; ATP binding. The coding region runs from base 1 to 1035 and encodes 344 amino acids. Gene Ontology annotation, biological process: post-translational protein targeting to endoplasmic reticulum membrane. The record is from RefSeq and is a predicted model, not a curated record. The transcript has 3 exons. Gene Ontology annotation, cellular component: GET complex. Lineage: Eukaryota; Fungi; Ascomycota; Eurotiomycetes; Onygenales; Arthrodermataceae.
AUGUCCUCCACCGCCAUAAUGGGCGACGAUGAUGCCCUCGAGCCUACACUCCAAUGCCUCCUAGACCAAAAGACUCUGCGCUGGAUAUUCGUUGGUGGAAAGGGUGGAGUGGGUAAAACCACUACGUCAUGCUCGCUGGCCAUACAACUCUCCAAAGUGCGAAAGUCGGUACUUUUGAUAUCCACGGACCCAGCGCAUAACUUGAGUGAUGCAUUCGGUCAGAAGUUUGGUAAAGAAGCCAGACUUAUUGAUGGAUAUGAUAAUUUGAGUGCAAUGGAGAUUGAUCCCAAUGGGAGUAUUCAAGAUUUAAUGGCUAGCGGGGGAGGCGCUGAGGGCGGUGAUGACCCCAUGGGCGGGUUUGGGCUGGGUGGAAUGAUGCAAGAUUUGGCAUUUAGUAUACCCGGUGUUGACGAAGCGAUGUCCUUUGCCGAAGUACUAAAACAAGUCAAAUCCCUAUCCUAUGAAGUUAUUGUCUUUGACACUGCCCCUACCGGUCAUACACUUCGAUUCCUACAAUUCCCAACUGUGCUGGAAAAGGCCCUUUCGAAACUUUCACAGUUAUCUGGCCAAUUCGGCCCAAUGCUUAACUCUGUUUUAGGUGCCCGUGGCGGCUUACCUGGCGGUCAAAACCUUGACGACGUAUUAUCAAAAAUGGAAUCUCUAAGGGAAACAAUUGCAGAAGUCAACUCUCAGUUCAAGGAUGCCGACAUGACCACAUUCGUCUGCGUCUGCAUUGCUGAGUUCUUAUCCCUAUACGAGACAGAGCGCAUGAUACAGGAGUUGACGAGUUAUCAUAUUGAUACCCAUUGUAUUGUGGUCAAUCAGCUUUUGUUCCCUGGAAAGGAUAGUGCGUGUCAACAAUGUGGUGCGAGGCGGAAAAUGCAAAGGAAAUAUUUGAAUGAGAUCGAGGAGUUAUAUGAGGACUUCAAUGUUGUCAGGAUGCCAUUGCUCGUUGAGGAAGUCCGAGGGAGAGAAAAGCUGGAAAACUUCAGCGAGAUGUUGAUGCAUCCUUUCCAACCGGCUCAUGAGGACUAA